AUGUGGAAAGAGUAUCACCUCAGCAGAUACUUUUUUAAUCCUGACUACAAUAAUGGCGAGUUUAGGAUUACCUUAGACAUAGGUCAGAAGUAUGGAGUCGCUUUGCACGCGCUAAGUUUGUUCAGAGCUUUGAAAGUAGCCGAUCCAUCCGCCAAAGUCGAUUUUUCUAUCAGCGUUGACUCUUCCGUCUUAUCCAUAUUGACCCCUCACAGUAAGUUCGUGCCGCAGUAUUUACUGAUCUUACGAGCUUUCACACUUACAGCCUGGAUCUUUAUUCUUUUCACGAUCGGGACUUUUGUUUUGGCACAGUACAUUUUCCAACGCUCCCAGUGCGCGUCGUUUCGACGCUUCUACUCAGAGGCAGAGAUCAGUUCGUACGAAGGUACUUCGUCUUUGUUGACCGUUUACUCUUAUUUCAUGUGCGGGAACCCACCAACUUUGCUCCUGGGUCGCUUUCACACCGGCAAGAUCCUUUUCCUGGUCUUCAGUUUUGCUGCAAUCGUCAUCUCGACGGUUUUCUCGAGUAACAUGACCACGCUACUGACCAAAAAAGUUCGGUACCCGGAAAUCGAUUCCAUGGACGACUUAGUGGAGGCUGAUAUUUUUAUCCAAACGACAUAUAUAGCAGGCACUUCGAUGUUAGACCUACAAGAAGCGAUCGUUGCUAAACUAACGGAUAGCCUACAUGCCAUCAUGGCUUUCUUAAAUCUCGAGGCGGUCCACAACCAAGAGGUAGCUGUGUAUUACGUGGAUCCCACUUCGAAUUUAUCCAUGGGAACGGACACUGACGAUUACUUGCUGAAAACCAUAGAAAACGCGCAUGCUAUCUCGGAAACGGAUGCAAUUUUACAAAGUAUUCCGCAAGCCCUUGUUUCGAAGAAAAAUGUUGAUGUGAGAACGGCCCUGUGGAGAGAAAAGAUGAACUACCACUUGAUGGAACAAGGUCUGAUGACGUAUCCUGUCUUAUUCACGUUCCCGAAGGAUUCGUUUCUUUUUGAUGAGGUGAAUGAUUUAUUGAUCCGAUUCUUGGAAUAUGGGCACGCUCACGAGUACCUCAAGGAGAUAAUGCGUCAAGAGUUCAACGUUACAACAGCGUCGGAUGAUGAUUUUUGCGACGAAAUUGAGCCUAAACCGCACAGUUUGAGUGACUUACAACCAGCAUUCGCGGCACUGAUCAUAGGUCUGUUUAUAAGUUUCCUUGCGUUUGUAAGUGAAAUUUUGCUCGAUGUUUUCGGAACUGCCGCAGCUGCAAAGCAUUUAAAACGUUUUCGAUCUUUCUUCCGCAAUAGGGAAUAA
This is a messenger RNA of Bemisia tabaci, 1296 nucleotides long. The record is from RefSeq and is a predicted model, not a curated record. Lineage: Eukaryota; Metazoa; Arthropoda; Insecta; Hemiptera; Aleyrodidae.